CUUCACAUUCGUAUCAAUUGGCUAACAUUGGCUAAAAUGAGAGUUGUGUCAGUUUCUGUUCUGUUCAGUGUAUUCCACAUUUCAUUCCUCAACGCAGGAAAGCUCUACUAUCCAAAUCCGGCUAUUAUAGAUGAUGUUCCAGUUCAGUAUAUUCCACCACCGGAUAUCUACUCACCAUAUGAAGCGACCGUUUAUCCAACAUGGGAAUAUUUGCAAUGGAUACCGCUUGAGAAUAUUCCCUAUAUUGGUGAUGAGAGUGCGUACUAUUAUUAUCCGAACCAUAAGCAUAUCGGAUCUACAAUACCAUGUCCCAAGAAGGGACAUACCACCAAAAAGCCAUAUAUAGCUCCAAAAGUUCCAACAACUACCACUACCACCACAACGCCGCGUCCGACUCCUCAUAAAGUCCAUUCCAAAGGAUCUGCUGUAGGAAUCAAAACGUCUUUUAAUGAACUCGAACUUAAGUUAAACCAAUUGAAGCUCGCCUUAUCCAAAUUUGCUAGGGCAGAGGGCUUGGACUACGAUGUCGAGGAUGACGCUAGAACUCUUCCUGUGUCUUCAGAGACAAACGAAGGUUCGAAGGUGGAAGGAAAGGAAGAAGUUGUUGAGGAGCAACCAAAGCAAGAAAUGGAAGAGCAAUCAAAAUCAGAACUUGAGAUUACGCAAGAUGUAGGGCAGGAAGAAACAAUUGUACAAGAAGAAGAUAAUUUCAGGGCGGAUAACAACGAAGACCUCGAUGAUAUGCAUCUACUGGAAGAAAUGAGAAAACUAAUGAUAGACAACACAUUAACCCGUAAGGAGGCAAAUGCAGAUCAGAAAGCGAAUGCAAAUCAGGAUGUGAAUGCAGAUCCAGAAGAGAAUGCAGAUGAGCAAGAAACGGAAAUCCAUUUGGUGCCUGAACACCGGGAAGAAGCUAGCUCCGAGGAUGUUGUUCGGUGGUUGAAGGGAUUGAAUCAAGAUUUACUUCGUAAUCUUCCAUUGGACGACCGAUAUUUUCAAAAUGGUUACAAAGGGUUAACUAAUUCUUAUAACGAGGAAAUAAAUUAGCCUUACUGUAAACAAAACCACUAGCUACCGGUCCGUUUGAUAUUCUUAUCUUAGGGAAAGAUUAAGACACUGUAAAAAAUAUGACAAUAAAAUAAAAACUCGAAAGGGAUCAAUUUAAAUGAUA
This is a messenger RNA of Anopheles aquasalis, 1171 nucleotides long. RefSeq lists its product as uncharacterized. The record is from RefSeq and is a predicted model, not a curated record. NCBI's taxonomy places the organism in Eukaryota, Metazoa, Arthropoda, Insecta, Diptera, Culicidae.